GAAAAAUGAUCGGCAUCAAGUCUGAAAAGGCAAAAUACGUGUGCGAACGAGCACCUGUGGAUUGUUUCAUACAAUUUAUUUGUAAGGGCUGCCUCAUACAUACCAGAAAACCACGUAUAGAUCACAUAGAUCAAAAUGGAGAAUCGAGCCUCAUGGUCUUGAGAUCACGAUCAGUUCCGUCUGGGAACAAUAGCAAUGAGGCUGAAAUUGGAUGCUCAAACUUGUUGAGAUCACAAUCUGUUGCACAAAAUCAUAUAAGGGAGGAUAGAAAUAUGGUAAAGAGUGUUUCCAAUGCUAUGUUCCGAGGAGGCACCAAAGAGCCUUCAAUAUCUCCGAAGAGCAGGUCUGAGGCAGAACACAAUAGUACUACUUCUGAUCAUGAAUCGGAUGUGUUAUCAUUAAGGAGUCCUUCAGGUUCAAGUCGUUCAACAUACUCUCCUGAAGGAGUUCUUGAUUUUACUCUAAGUCCAUUAGUACUGAAACCAAGUACUCCAACAAGGGAGGGGUUCGAGUUAAUGAGUACUCCAUUCACACCAGGCAGCUCUUCUGUUGUGGACGUUGCAUUUUUUAACGAAGCUCGAAGUGUUGCGGACAAGAGUAAUUUAGAUAAUCCUCAUUAUGAGAGACUUCAACAAGUGAUGGCAGAUGCGGCAAAAUUGACACUCUUGCAGCAAAAAGUAGCAAGAGAGCUCGGUGAGGCUAUGGGCAAGGCCCAAGAAGAGUUGAUACUCAGAAGAGAAAUUGAGGAAGGGAAAGCAAAAGAGAGAGAAAUUGAAAUGAUGAAAAAUAAGAUAGACCAACUCAUGGAAAAGUUCCAGAUUUUCCAAGAACGUGAAACAUCAUUAAAGAAUCAAAUUGUAGAGUUGCAGAUGGAACGGGAUAACGCAGUUAAAGAAGCUGAAGAGCUGAGAUAUAAACAAGGAGAAUGCUCAAGUUGGAAUAUGCCUCGGUUCUUUGAGUUCUCACUGUUGGAGAUUAAGGAAGCAACUCAAAACUUCAAUGAAUCCUUGAAAAUUGGAGAAGGAGGAUAUGGCAACAUAUACAAAGGCUAUCUACGUCAAAUCGAGGUUGCUAUAAAGAGGCUAAAUCCUCAGAGCUUACAUUCUAGUUGCGGGCAAGGCCGCUCAGAGUUUCAAAUGGAGGUUCGUGUAUUAAGUCAAUUGAGGCAUCCGAAUCUUGUGAGGCUUGUUGGAUCUUGCCCAGAAGAAUUUGCACUUAUAUACGAGUAUCUGUCUAAUGGAAGCCUUGAAGAUCGACUUAGAUGUAGGGACAAGAGUCCUCCAUUGUCCUGGCAAACUCGAAUCAGUAUUGCUACGGAGUUGUGUUCUGUCCUUGUAUAUCUCCAUUCCAGUAAACCUCAUAGUAUCGUACAUGGUGAUCUAAAACCCUCCAACAUCCUCCUUGAUGCCAACUUUGUUUCGAAACUUAGCGACUUUGGAAUUUGUCGAGUGUUAUGCCAUGAUCAAUGUUCAAACAACAACACAACACUAUGUCGUAUAACUAUCCCAAAGGGCACCAUAGCUUAUGUAGAUCCUGAUUUCUUUGAAACGGGAGUGCUUACCAUGAAGGCUGAUGUUUACUCAUUUGGAAUCAUAUUGCUACAAUUGUUGACUAAUCGACCUGCCAUCUCCAUAGCAAAUGACGUGAAGUCUGCCUUAGGUGAUGGAAAUUUGAAAGCUCUCUUGGAUCCUUCAGCUGGAGAUUGGCCAAUUGUGGUUGCUCAGACCUUGGCUGAAUUGGCAUUGCCAUGUUGUGACAGGAACCAAAAGAACCGACCAGAACUUGGAUCAGAUGUCUGGGAGGUACUCGAAUCAAUCAUGGCAUCAUCCGUAGCCUCAUCCUCAACCCAGAUUGGUCGUAAAGGUUAAUGGUACCAACAAUCUCUUUAGUUUAUACUUCAUUUUGCUUGUUUCCUGAACAUCACAGAUACCUCUCUCUCUCUCUCUCUGACCACCAUUCAGCACCCUCCAAUUGUUUUUUUUUUUUUUUUCGCUAUUUUCUAUUCAAUCCAUAUAUACUCUUUCUUUGAUGAUCCAAGUGCUUUCUCAAAUGAAUUUUUGUGAAGUGCCAACGUGCAUCAAACAAACUUGUAUUUCCCUUGGGGUUAAGAAC
Molecule: messenger RNA, 2112 nt
Organism: Juglans microcarpa x Juglans regia
Lineage: Eukaryota; Viridiplantae; Streptophyta; Magnoliopsida; Fagales; Juglandaceae
Product: U-box domain-containing protein 33-like
Exons: 5
Coding region: 6-1868 (620 amino acids)
Biological process (GO): protein phosphorylation
Molecular function (GO): ATP binding; protein kinase activity
Source: RefSeq, a predicted model, not a curated record